Molecule: messenger RNA, 1281 nt
Organism: Aspergillus ibericus CBS 121593
Lineage: Eukaryota; Fungi; Ascomycota; Eurotiomycetes; Eurotiales; Aspergillaceae
Product: ankyrin repeat protein
Exons: 5
Coding region: 1-1281 (426 amino acids)
Source: RefSeq, a predicted model, not a curated record
AUGUCUUGUAAAGAGCGCCUGAUCCAGCUUCUGCUCGAUCACGGCGCCAAUCCCAAUCUCGUGCCGGACGGAAGUGCGGGGAAAGUGCCGACGCCGUUGAUCAAAGCUGUUCGGACGCGCAAGUCGCCGGAAAUCCUCAGCAGUCUGGUCGACCACGGAGCGAAUCCGAAGACCAAAUUCAAUGGCAAGUCCGCGGAGGAAUGGACCAAUAAUCCCAAGGCGAAGAAUGCGCUGAAACCCCGGAAGACGCGGAUGUACAAUCGUGCGGUGGAAGUGGCCAAGGUGACGGGAUUCCUCAUGUCGGCCGUUUACUGGGCAAAUAAGAACCUGAAGGUGGCGGCGGGGGUGGGGUUUGCUGUUGGGGUUGGAAUGAUUGCCAAGGAUGCGAUUAAGCGAAGGUUCAAAUUGACUGGAGAGUACAUCACGGCGGACCAGGGAUUCAAUGAUGCCAAGGAGCAAGAGAAGGAAGAUCUCAAGAGCCGAAUGCGGCAAAUCAUCAAGGAUAACAAUUUGAAUAAGUUCUUCCAAGAGGGUGAUCCUUUUCUGGAAGAUGUGGUGGAAAGAGCCGUGGACUUGGACCGGACCAACCCGUCCAAUGUGUUGGAUCCCAAGGACCUGACGCAUUUGGCCCUCUACCAGCCCGUUCUGUAUUGCGAUGACAGUGGGUCCAUGAAACGUGACCAGCGAAAAGACCAUCUCAAUGACCUGGCCCAGCGCAUCACGAGUAUCACGACUCGCGUGGUUCCGGAUACCGAAGGGAUCGAGCUGCGAUUCAUCAACGAGACAACGACGCCCGACAUGUCGAAACCAUCGGUCCAGAAGAUUGACAGUAUCAUGAAACAGGUUCCCUUUGACGGAUGGACGGAAAUUGGCACCAAUCUCAAGACCAAAGUGCUACAGGAUACGGUUUACCAAUACCUGGAGAUAAAGACAUUGAAGCGCCCCGUGCUGGUCUCGAUCAUCACGGAUGGCCAUCCGGCAGGGCCAGAUCGCUCGCCGGAGCGGAUUGAUACCCUGAGGAAUGCUAUUCAGGAGUGUGGUGACAGAUUGGAAGCCCAUGGCUAUGAACGGAAAGCUGUCCGGCUCCAGGUCAGUCAGAUUGGCGAUGAUUCGACGGCGGAAAGGUUCCUGCGGGGUUUGGAAGAUGACCAUGAACUGGAUGAUGUUCUGUACAUUACGAGCGAGCGGCUGGACGCAGAGUUCAAAAAGCUUCGCGACAAUGACAACCGCCUGGAGCAAUGGGUAUGCUCCUUCCAUUGCCUUCAUUUGCUCCUUUUCUAA